Messenger RNA from Chironomus riparius, 1650 nucleotides. The record is from the annotation of a GenBank genome assembly. Lineage: Eukaryota; Metazoa; Arthropoda; Insecta; Diptera; Chironomidae.
AUGGAUCGCAGAAAUGGCGGUUCCAAUCAUCUGGCGCCUCCGAGGCCCCCUAAAUCAAUACCACGCGUUCAUCGACCCAGAGCGCCGGAUCCAAAUUCUGUAGAUACAGUAGAUUCAUCGCCUUCCAUUCAUAUCAUCAGCACACAUCCUCCAUCAAUUAGCAGAAUGAAUAGCAAUAUAAUUAAUAACAGUUCUAGUUCCAUUAAUUCUUCAUCAAAUUCAACGACGACGACGACAAACACAACAAAUAUAAAUCAUCGAUCGAUUCCAUCAUUUCCACCACCAGUCACCGCACCAUUGACACCAUUACAAAAUUGUAGAAAUUCAAGUAAUAAUAAUAAUAAUAAUAAUAAUACUAGUAAUAGCAAUAAUUUAACAUCAUCAUCAACAACGUCAUCAACAAUUAGUACAUUUUCACGAAGAAGAACGGAAAUGACAUCGACAAGUUCGACACAACCAUCAACAACAACAACAACAAAUUCAAAUAUCGUUCAACGUUCCUUAACUCCAUCAUCAUUAAUAACACCAACAGCAAAUUUAAUAUCAAAUGCAAUUAAUGCAGUGGUGAGACGAAGUCCAUCGCCUGUUAAUAGUAAUAAUAAUAAUAAUAUAAAUAGUAAUAGUAAUAGUGUAACACUUCAAUUACCUCGACCGGAGAAUGAGCGUCUGCCGAAUGAGUAUGUGGAUACGCCGUUUACAAAUCCAAAUCAAAAUAAGCUGACGACACCGGGAAGUAGACAUUCGCUAGCAACAUCAACAGUACCAAAUCGAAAUAAUAAUCAGUUGAAUGGCCACACAAUUUCCAUUAUUGAUGGCACUAGUGUAUUAAAUAAUAACAACAAUAUUAACAAUAAUAAUAAUAAUAAUCUGAAUAAUAAUAUAAAUAAUAGUAACAAAAUAAAUUUACCAAAUCGAACGGCGGGCGUUCAGCGACCAAAUCUGCUUCCAAUCACCAAACAGCCAUCAUUUAGAAAUACCAAUACGAUAAGUAAAAAGGAUGCAUCUGUGCUGCAUCAACAAUUUAGUCAUUGUCCGGAGGACAACAUUAUGAAUUCGCAAAAUGCAACAAACAAUAAUGGUUUGAUUAUAAGUAAUGCUAGUGAUCGAUUAAAUUCAAUAACGUGUCCACAAUGUAACCGAUGUCGAUGUGAGGAGUGUCAGCGACCACGUCAAUUACCAUACAAAUGGAUUUGUAAUGACAACUUUUUAUGUUCAGCUGAAACAAUCAUUGACUAUGCAUCAUGUUUGUGUUGUGUGAAAGGCCUCUAUUAUCAUUGCGCAAAAGAUCAUGAGCUCGAUUGCGAUAGUGAAACAAUUCGUUGUGCUGAAGAUCCUUGCUCGUGUGCGCCUUAUAAAAGAGCAUCGCGAUGGGGCUGCUUAAGUGCAUUGUCACUCCUAUUGCCCUGUCUUUUAUGCUAUUGGCCAAUGCGUGGAUGUGUAAGCUUAUGUGCAAAAUGCUACGCAAAGCACAGUCGACACGGUUGUCGGUGUAAUAAUAAUUCAUCUAGUGCGAAUAAUAGUCGUUUAAAUAUAAUUAAUUUGGCAUCAUCGCCUGGUCAGGAUCAAAUCUCAAAUCAUCAUUAUCAUCGACAGUCAAGUAAUAUUAAUGAUUUAACACCGGAGAAAAGGCUUUUAGCUAAUGAAUAUUAA